AGGGAAGUGGAGUCGCAGGCAAUGUGUGAGGAGGCGGCGCCGAAUCGCCGCCUUAUGGGCGCCCCUUCACGCCCCCUGCUGAGAGGGGCGGGCGCCCGAAUGAUGCCAGAGAUGGUGGUGCAAAGUGACUUCCGCAAAGUGAGCGGUAUUUCCACAGAGAUAUUUCGUCAGAUAGAGGCUGUGGAGAAAGACUUCGACCCGCGGGCCGCAGAGGCCGUCGAGAAACGGGGCGAGAUGAUUAUUCGCCUGCUCGACCCGGUUUCUCUCGGCCGUGUCGGCGCCGAAGCCUGUCGCCGCUACCUCAGAUUGGCCGAUGCAAGCCACGUGGUGCAGUUCGUCGAAAUUGUGAAGCGACCAGGACAGACACUGGGUCUGUAUAUCCGUGAGGGCGACCUACUCACACAGAGCGAUGGCGUUUUCAUCUCAAGAAUUGCACUGGAAAGCGCAGUGUACAGUAGUGGGCUCCUCAAGGUGGAGGACGAAAUAUUGGCCGUUAAUUUGGUGGAUGUCCGACACGUGAGUUUGGACGAUGUAGUCAUCAUUAUGUCCAUUCCUCGUCGUCUAGUAUUGACCAUUCGCUCUCGCAUCAGUGGUCGUAUGACUGCUGCCAUGGCAGCAAGGCCGGCUAUUGAUGAAGUUCGCCCACCCGUUGUAGUUGUCAAGAAAGAAUUUGUCGAAGAGCCUAGUGACGAUUACUCUGGGCCUAAUGACUGGAUGAGAGGAACACCAGGUAGAACCCAAGUCAUGCUGGAACAGCACCAUCAAGUGACUAACCAAAGACAGCAGCCCGAUGUUGCUCCUUACUAUUACAACGUAGCCCAGAUGGGUCAUAUGGGGCCACCAAAAUCGCAAGAGGAAUCCAGAAUGAUGUGGGGAGAACAACGGGGACCUCAAACUGUAUUGACCAGACAGCCCAAACCUCAACCUAGCUUCCCAACUACUUUGCAGUCUUUAGCGGAACAAGUAGGAACUCACAACGUUCACACAUUCCAUGCAGAGCCCACGGAUCCACGUAGACUUUUCUUCCCUCCCCAACAGCAGCAAGUCCACCCCAGGAGUGAACGCAGUUUGCCAGAAAGAUAUCGAUACCUGGAUGAUCCCACGCUUAGAACGCGUUCGACUAGGCUUCUAAGGACCGAAAGUGAGCAGAGAAUUUCGACUCUGGGAUCUGAUGCAUACGAUCGUUAUUACUCCCUUGGUAGACCUCUUCGAAGGUCUGGAUCUGGACUUUCGGUCACAAUGCAGCGGAGAGGGAGACCGAGAAGGGCCACUGACGAGAUAACACAGCCACUGCAGCCUCAGUCUGUCGCUACUUUGACCAAUAGACGUCGCCCUAACAUAGAAGGCAGCGCUUCUGACACUGAGGCAAAUGACAGCACGAAGAACACUCUGGCGCAAAGACAACGUGGUGCAUCAAGACCCUCUUUUCCGCCACCAAGGGCUUACGGUGGAACUCAAGCUGCUCGCAGUAACUCGCUUCCGAGAGUUCGGAUGUCUGAAAUGGAUUUUCGUAGAUUCCAGCAGAUAACACAACAGCAGCAACAGCCACAGUCGGCAACAGUCAGGUUGUUACCUUAUGAUUCACAGUCGGACAGCGAUGGAGCACUUUCAGCCCCAGAACUUCCUGCAACUCGAAGUGGCAGAAGAGACAGAGCUCGCCGUAUGACUUCACCAAUCUUUACUUCGACGGAGUAUAGCCAAUGGUUGACAAGGGCACCUUCCACAUCUGCCUUGUACGACCGAACCAGAAAAGCCCCAGGAGUUAGACCUCAACUUCCCCGAAGCGUCCAUAGCGCCGAAUCACUUUUAGACAGAUUGAAACAG
This is a messenger RNA of Stegodyphus dumicola, 1824 nucleotides long. RefSeq names its product rho GTPase-activating protein 100F-like. NCBI's taxonomy places the organism in Eukaryota, Metazoa, Arthropoda, Arachnida, Araneae, Eresidae. Gene Ontology annotation, cellular component: synaptic membrane. The record is from RefSeq and is a predicted model, not a curated record. Gene Ontology annotation, molecular function: protein binding; GTPase activator activity. Gene Ontology annotation, biological process: cell projection organization; regulation of Ras protein signal transduction; cell migration.